Akanthomyces muscarius is the source of this 4254-nucleotide messenger RNA. RefSeq lists its product as uncharacterized. Gene Ontology annotation, molecular function: ATP binding; ATP hydrolysis activity; ABC-type transporter activity. The transcript has 6 exons. Gene Ontology annotation, biological process: transmembrane transport. The coding region runs from base 1 to 4254 and encodes 1417 amino acids. Gene Ontology annotation, cellular component: membrane. NCBI's taxonomy places the organism in Eukaryota, Fungi, Ascomycota, Sordariomycetes, Hypocreales, Cordycipitaceae. The record is from RefSeq and is a predicted model, not a curated record.
AUGGAGUGCAUCACGCCGCUGGACCCGGCGGUCCAGUUAAUUGCGAUCUCGGUGGUUUUUCUGGCCUUGCUUCCCUACGCCUGGACACACGCGCGUCGAUCCGAAAUCAAAGUUCGACCUGGCUUCUUAGAAACGGCAAAACUUGUUACUGGCUAUGCUCUUGUGGCAGCAACGCUGGCGCAUCUGGCUGCGUUUCUUGCGCGGCCCAACAAUGCGCCAUCGGUGGUCGCCGUCAUCCUAUCCCUGAUUGGCGCAGCUGGCGCCGUCAUGCUGUCAUCUGUGUGCCAUAAGAGAGCGCUCAAAUCGUCAAGCAUCCUUGUACUUUAUCUCCUCCUAGCAGGGUGUUGGAAUCUCUCUACCGUCUCGAAACUGGCGGCCGCCCAGCGCUUAGAGUAUCUGCAAUGCUUCGCACCCGUGAUCGGAAUCAUCCAGCUCGUGAUUUUAUUCCUCGAAUGCACCUCGAAACAUGAUGUUUUUCUGCCACAAUACAAGUCACUGGCGCCUGUCGAAACUGCGAAUUUAUUUAGCGCUGUGUCAUUUUGGUGGAUGAACAAGCUACUCGCAAAGGGAAACAAGCACAUUUUCCAAAAUGAAGACAUGCCGCCUCUGGACCAUCAUCUCCAGGCGGCUGGCUUGAGUGAAAUCACCAAACAUGCGUGGAGUACCAGAGCGAAACCCGAGACAAAAUGGACAUUAUGCCAAGUUCUGCUCAAGACACAUACCCGUCAAUUCAUCACUACCAUGAUCCCCAGGCUUUUCAUGGUUCUUUUUGACUGCAGUCAGCCACUGCUCAUCAAAGCCGUCAUUCGUUACGUCGAGUCACCUUACCGGCAGAGCUCUUGCUACGAGCGCUACUUGGUUCUCGCCGCCAUGGCAGUGUACCUUGGCUCGACAUUCUCGGGCUCUCAGUAUCUUUACAAAACUGCACGACUUCAGCUCACCGUCAAAAGCUCCCUCACAUCUCUCAUUUACCAAAAGACACUGGCCACAGCCGCGCACGCAGCAGACACCGGAAAAGCCACGACGGUAAUGAGCACUGAUGUAGAUGCCAUCGCACGGGCUCCGUCCAUGUUUCACGACCUUGUUGGCAGAAUACUGGAAGUGACCUUUGGCCUCCUGAUUCUGGGUGACCAAGUCAAGUGGCUCUGGCCCGUACCUCUGGUCAUUAUUUUCUUCUGCUCUCGAGUCAGCAAGUUUGUGGCCCAAAACAUUGGCCGCCGUCAAAAAGAUUGGAACGAGGCAACUGAGCGUCGUAUUGGCGCGUUGGGGUCUAUUUUAGGAUCGAUGAAGAGUGUCAAAGCGCUGGGCAUCACAGACGCGUUGCUGUCUUAUGUUGCCGAUCUGAGAAAACACGAACUUGCGCGGGCCGGAGAGAAGCGUUUCAUGGAUUGCCAAUACAACUCAAGCGCAAACGCUCUUGGACUCUUCUCCCCUGCACUCACAGUCGCGCUUUUCGCAGUCGUUUCUCAUGUAAGAAACGUUCCUCUGGAUACGGCGGUUCUGUUUACGACUGUCGCGGCCCUCUCCAUCGUGACGCAUCCCGCCAAUAUGAUCAUGACCAUUUAUCCACAAAUCGUUUCUGUUGCCGCCAGCUUCGAGCGUUUUCAGGAAUUUCUCAUGGCAUCUGCCCUGGAGGAUACUCGGAAGGUUGAUGUAGAGGACAUGCCAGUCAGCAUCCACAGUGGCACUGCCGUCUCGCUCACAAAUGUUACUGUCAAUGGCAACAAUGCCCAGCCAAUCCUAAGCAAUAUCGACCUCGAGCUAUCGUACGGAUCUGUCACCGUUUGCUGCGGCCCUGUCGGUAGCGGAAAGUCUGUUCUUGGCAAAGCAAUUAUUGGCGAACUACCCGCAGCGAAUGGCAUUGUGGAGGUAACCUCACGGAGAAUCGGCUUUUGUGACCAGGCGCCAUGGGUCAUGGCAGGCACAGUAAAGGAGAUCAUCUGUGCGUUUGCCUCGUCUGUCGACGAAGUCAAGUACAGAGCUGUUGUCAAAGCUUGCUGUCUCGACCAUGACCUCAGCCAACUGCAGGAAGGCGAUGACCUGUACAUUGGAAGCCGAGGCGUCAACCUGUCUGGUGGCCAGAAACAGCGAAUCGCACUUGCUCGGCUACUCUAUACCGACGAGCCUAUUGUGGUGCUUGAUGAUAGCUUUGCAGCUCUCGAUGGAACGACCGAAAGCCAAGUGGUCCAGAACCUGGUCGGACCUGCUGGGAUCUUGCGCCAGAACGGUGCUGCCGUCUUGUGGAUUACAAAUUCUGCCCAAUACUUCCAUCUCGCCGACCAUGUCCUCCUACUAGAGCAGGGGAAGGUUUCUCGGCGAGGAACGGCAAAGGAAAUGAGCACCCAUGUCAGUGCGCUGCGCAAAUUCAACGUGGAAGAUGACUCCCCUACUCUCGAGCCGGCCACACGCCUUACCAAGACGCAAGCCAAAAAGGACGCACAGAAUGAUCUGUAUCGCCAGACGGGCGAUAUUUCACUCUAUAAAUUCUACCUCAAAUCCACUGGCCUAGUGGCCCCAAUCGCCGUCGUUGGCACCACAGCGACCUAUGCCUUCUUCAAUACCAUAUCCACCUACUGGAUAAAAUACUGGGCAGAUAGCAACGGCUCUAACACUACGGUUUUUGCUCUGGGAUACGUCUUCAUCGCAUUCAUGGCCUGGGCGAGUACGUCCAUUCACAUGUGGACCACACUGUGCCUUCUGGCCAAGCGAUCUGGUACCUAUCUGCACAAUGCCCUUGCUGUCAAGAUAUUCGGCGCGCCUCUUUCAUAUUUUGUCGCUACCGAUAUAGGCGUGACACUGAAUCGUUUCAGCCAAGACAUUGACUUGGUCGAUCGACAGCUGCCCAACUCAUUUGCACGCUUCGCGACGCAAUGCUGCAAGAUGACGGCACAAAUCGUCAUCAUGUCCCUUGUGCAAACCGGGGUUGCUUUUGCGGUGCCUGCCUGCGCGGUCGUGGUUUACUUUGUCCAGCGCGUAUAUCUCCGGACGUCUCGCCAGCUUCGUGUGUUGGAUCUUGAGGCAAAAGCCAGUCUGUAUUCGGGCUUUCACGAAACUAUUGACGGACUACCAACAAUCCGCGCAUUUGGCUGGCAGUGUGCCGUCGAACAACGCAACAUCGACGCCAUCGACUUGUCCAUGCGCCCUGUCUUCCUCAUGCGUUGUCUCAAUAGGUGGCUUUUAAUUGUCUUGGAGUUGAUCGUCAACACUAUCGCAGUUUCAAUUGUUGCGUCGGCCGUCAUGGGUGCCAGUGGCCAAGGCACGCGUGUGGGUGUUGCGCUGAACUUGGUCAUACUGACAAAUACUACGCUCGUCAGUCUGGUUCUUAGCUUUACAGAUUUGGAGGUUUCUCUCGGUGCCAUUUCGCGCCUCAAAAAUGUUGAAGAAAUGACGCCGCAAGAGGACCUUCCCCAGGAGACAGCGACGCCCGAUGAGCACUGGCCGACUCGUGGUGAAUUAGUGCUGAAAGAUCUCGCUACGGGAUACAGAAUCAAUCACAAUGUACUCAGCCACGUGGAUCUGUUCGCCAAUGCUGGUCAGAAACUGGUUGUCUGCGGUCGCACUGGAAGUGGUAAGAGUACAAUUUUCAUGUCUCUUCUCAGACUGAUUGAAAGCACUGGAGCAAUUAAAGUGGAUGGAACAAACAUCUUGAACGUACCUCGAUCUGUCGUGCGCAGUCGCUGCUUCAUCGCCGUCCCACAAGACGGCAUUGUGCUUAAAGACGCAACGCUACGAUUCAAUCUAGACCCCACCUUGACAGUCGCAGACGAUGUCUUGCGAGAUGCCCUCAAGUCCACGGGUCUUUGGAGUGUGUUUUCCGCCGUGGACAACGAGGUCGCCGACAGUCUGGACCAGAAACUCUCCAGCCUCCCCCCCUUGUCCGCCGGCCAGCAACAGCUCUUUGCUCUCGCGCGCGCCGUUGCCCAGAAACACCGAGCGGCCGCGUCGCGCCCCUACUCCGACAACGAGCAAUGCCACCCACACCGCGCCAAGCCCAUUGUCCUCCUGGACGAGCUCACGGCCUUUAUGGACUCUGCAACUGAGACCAAGGUGUAUGAUAUUGUCGAAAACGAAUUUGUCUCUGAGGGACAUACUGUUAUUAUCGUGUCGCAUAGACUUGGUGGGCUUCUGGGAAGGCUGCGGGAGGGUGUGGAUGCUGUCGCUGUUCUCAAAGACGGGCGGUUGACUGUCGAAGCUGACUUCAACAAGCUCGCCAAUAUCGAGGGUGGUGACGACCAGAGCACUUCCUCGGGCUGA